GAAUUGACUAUGUAUAAGCACGAAUAGUUGAUAACCUUAAAGCUCUGAUAAAGCCGAGUUUAACAACAUCGCAAUAUUACCAGUUUGUAACCGUCUCGGUAUAGACAGAAAAAUGCCCAUGCUACCAUAUUUAUUGCUCAUUUUAUCAUUCUUCCAAUUUUCUGCAUCCAACACCCAGCAAGAUUGCUCAAAAGAAACUGGAAUUGCUUACGAAACCUUGCAAAAGGAAUUUUACGACUUUCAAACGUCGUACAACAACGACGUUGUGGGAAAGUUUUUCGCUUGCUUUUGGAAGAAAAAUGGCGUAAUGAACGCCGAGGGAAUUGUCAACAAAGACGCGUUCAUCGAUUACUUCACAGAAUUUGCGCACAUUAACAGAAAUAACACGGCCGAAUUCGUCGAUAAUGAUAUGGUUGAUUUCGAUUUUGAACAAAAUGAACAAGUAGACGCUAUUCGUGUGGUUAACUGCGUUAAAAUAGGAUUCUUUGCUCUUACUUUUGCCGAUCGAGAACCUAAGGACCUUUUGAAAAUGAUGAUGACCUAAACACCUUGUGAUACUUCAUUGCAUUGUGGGGUACAAAAUUCCCCUGAUUUAGCUGAAGCUACCACUCAUUUAAACAUUGUAAACUUAAAAUUCACUAUAAGAAUUUAUUUUUAUUUAUUUAAAAAAUAAUAAAUACAUUAAUA
Photinus pyralis (common eastern firefly) is the source of this 687-nucleotide messenger RNA. RefSeq lists its product as uncharacterized. Lineage: Eukaryota; Metazoa; Arthropoda; Insecta; Coleoptera; Lampyridae. Gene Ontology annotation, molecular function: odorant binding. The coding region runs from base 113 to 544 and encodes 143 amino acids. The record is from RefSeq and is a predicted model, not a curated record. The transcript is spliced from 2 exons.